UCAACCGCCAGGAAACACCAAAGAAGAAACGAGAGUUUCACACAGAGGAACUGUAAAGCUCUGGAGGAGAAAUAUGGUCACCUGUUGUAGCUGCUCUCAACACUAAGAAGACUGGACCUGUUUCAACAAAAUGGAGUUUAUAUUCUACAGAAUACACUCACUUACACUUUUAUUAUGUUAGCUCUUUAACUAUGGUGAAGUAGAUAAAGACUGCAUUAAAUACCAGUUAUGGGCCAAUCACCUUGCUAACCCUACAACCACAAUUUCAAAAAGGAAUCUUUUUCUUUCUGCCAAAACAGGCUUUUCCUGUUACAUAAUAGUUAGACUCAGACUUCUCACACCUCCCCUGAACAGAAGGGCUUUUUUUUUAUAAACACAUAAAUAUGUGGGCGUUUCUUCCUGACUCUUCAUGAGAACUAGUUGUGUUUUGGCUCGCUAGUUUUCUCAGUGUGAAGAAAAGGCUUCAUCUUUGACCUCUCACUGCUGACCAUCUCUACAAGCUUCUGGCAGAACAAACAAUUAAACGUUGCUCUUCAAGACCAGGCUCACUAAUGCUCAAAUGAACACACUCAAAAGAUUUUUGGACGUUCAGGGAGAGGCUUGUUACUCCUUCUUUUUCUAAGAACCACUACGCCAUCUGAAACCCCUAUCGUAAAAGAUUAAUUCACGCCGGAGAUACCAAAGAAGAAAUUAUUAACUAAAGCACAAUGGAACGAGAGCAAGACUACUGUGCUAUUAUGAAAGGAAUUCAGGAACUUGAUUUUGAAGCCAAUGCUUUACCAAGUGACCUUGUGCUAAUAGGCAGCCAAGCCUUUCCACUCGCUAUGAAUCCAAGAGGUCAGGUUCUGAUAGCCGCAUCUCGCUAUGGUCAGGGACGUAUAGUAGUGUUGGGACAUGAGAAGUAUUUAACAAGUUUCCCAAUCCUGGUGGAAAAUGCCUUGGCUUGGCUUAUGCCACCUGAGUCUGAAAGCACAACAGUAGGCAUUCAGAAGAAUCUCAGUUCCCUUGCUGAGAAUUUAUCCUACUGUGCUCUGAAAACCGAGGUAGGAGAUUUCCGAAAUGUGGGUUAUGCAGUCUAUGUGACUGAUGCCUACAGUGUCGAUUCAUGUGCCAAAGACUUGGUUGCCUUCCUUAAAGCUGGGGGAGGCUUGCUUAUUGCUGGUCAUGCUUGGCACUGGGCUCAGACCAAUCCAGAAGAGAAUACAUUGCUCUCUUUUCCAGGAAACAAAGUGUGCAGUGUGGCAGGAAUCUAUUUCUCAGAGAUUCCAGGGGAAUGUGGCAAAUGUCCUAUUCCCAUGCAAAUUCCCUCGAACUGGCUGGCAGUUUCGAUUGGUAAGGAUUUCAAAGAUGAUCUGCAAUUUCUACUCAAUGGUGUUUCAGAGUUUGAUGUUCGAGGUGGUGCUUUAGCAUCUGAAGUGAUGGCACAUGGACCCUUAGCCUUUCCUAUUGCACUUACCCCAUGUGGUAGAGCAUUCAUUGCUGGGGCCUACUAUGGACAAGGAAGAAUAAUUGUGGCCACCCAUGAAAGCUUUCUUGGGCGUGAUUCACUCUCUAACUUCCUUAUUAACGCUAUCCAUUGGCUUGAUGAAGGGCGCAAAGGGGUUAUCGGAAUCAUGCCCCAACUUAAAGAUGCCCAUCGUGUUCUGAGCAAAUCGGGUCUAAAAUGUGAAUUUACUGGAUUAAGGAAAGACCUAAGUGUCUUUGUUUGUACCUCCUACGAUGAUUCUAAAUGUAACCAGAUCCAGGAAUUUGUUGCUGAGGGUGGAGGUCUCAUGAUUGGAGGUCAUGCUUGGUACUGGGCACAGAGCAACCCUGCACUUAAUGUGAUGACCAAUUGCCCAGGAAACCGCAUUCUCAGUAAAAUGGGACUGUGUAUAAUGGGUAAUACUUUGGGAGGUGACUUGUAUAAAGCCCAGCAAAUGACAGAAUAUGGUGAUAGAGGUACACGUGCAUACCACUUCCGUGACCUGCUGCAGCGCUUUGCUGGCCAUGUCAUCCAGGGCCAGGAUCUUACAGAACACGAACAGAAUUGUCUGCAAAAGCUGAGACGUGACUGCACACAUUAUCUGCGUAUGCAGGCUCAUGACAGCGCUUCCUAUACCUCAAUGGUCUCACUGAUCACAGAUAUUGUCAAAGAGGCAGGAGUUCCACAGGUGUGUCAGACGUGUCCUGUUCAAAGUUCCAAAGAUAAAAUGCUGCUUCAUGUAGGAAGUGAGGUUUACAGGGUGUGCAAAGAACCUGAUGCACUUCUGCCGUACAUCAUCAAGAACCUACCCAACCUUCCCUCGGUGUUCAAUGCGAGAAUCCAGAUCAGCGCAGACACAUCUGAUCGUGAAGAAUGGAUAAGCACAGGAUUGUAUCUUUCUCCUGGAAUGCGAACAUACAUUGCAGUACCUCCAGAAAUCAAAGGCAAAGGAUGGCAGCUGCAGAUUGGAUGCCAAACAGAUUGCUUGGGAGAAGCCGAUGUUUUAAAACGCGCUCCUGUGGUGCAUGAGCGAUUUGCUUUGGACAGCGAGAUGCUGCAGGUCUGGAAUUUGUGGGGAGGUCUCAUUUACCUGAUUGUACCACCCAAGAGCAAAGUGAAAGGGGUGGAGGUUGUUGUACAAACAGCCAUAAAAGCACCGUACUACAAGUCUGGAAAAACCAGCGUAGAAGACUGGGUGAAGAAGAUCCGUAAUGCGCCAGCUCCUUGGGCCGAACUUGAGUUUGAAAAUGUAAUCAUCACCUUACACUCAGACUUCAUACGCAAACUGGAUCGUCCCGACGAGGUUGCGGCUCUCUGGGAUUCCAUCAUGAAGGGUGUGGCUGAGUUAGCGGCAAAGCCUGCCAAGUUUCCACGCAAGGAACGCUUUGUCGCUGAUGUUCAAAUUUCUCAUGGUUUCAUGCAUGCCGGCUACCCAGUAAUGAUUCACUCCACCUCUGCCGCGGAACUCGUGAACCCGGAGACAGCUCGUAAAACGGGAAUUUGGGGGCCAAUUCAUGAAUUGGGCCAUAAUCAGCAACGUUCAGUGUGGGAGUUCCCUCCACAUACCACUGAAUGCACAUGUAACCUGUGGUCAGUGUAUAUACAUGAGGAGGUGUUGGGGGUGAAGAGGGAAAAUGCUCAUCCAAACAUGUCUGUAGAAAACAGAAAGAGUCGAACUGUGAGUUACGCUAAUGAAGGAAGGAAUCUAGAGCAAUGGAGUGUUUGGACAGCUCUGGAGACGUACAUUCAGUUGCAAGAAAAAUUUGGCUGGGAUGCUUUCAAGAAAGUCUUUGCCGCUUACCACAGCAUUAGUAACGUGCCACAAGACCGAGAUGGAAAGAUGAACUUAUACGCUAAAACAUUCUCAAAUGUAGUGAACAUGAAUCUGGCUCCUUUCUUUAAAGCCUGGGGUUGGCCCAUUCAACCCUCCACUGAUGAAAUGCUCAGCAGUCUGCCUGGCUGGAAUGACCAUCCCAUGGCCCAGUAUGCUUAAUCACCAGUUCUUAGUAUGCUUGAGUCCUAAUAUGCUAAAAUCUUUUGUCCCUGGAUGUCUGAAUACCAUUUCUCAGUUCCUUUAUGCUUCUGUUCCAAUGUGCUUGAUAUUAAAGUUAUGCUUGAUGCCCCAGUACUCUUGAUGCCCCAGUCUCAGUGGUGGAGGUGGUGGUGGCCUAAGUUUGAAUAUAAGGGUGAUGCAUAUAAACAUAUUAGAAAAAUUACUUCCCAGAGAUAUAGAAAGUAAAUCUACAGUAUGCGAAAUACAUGCAUACUGUACAUUGAUUCACAGGAGGGACAUAUUAGAUACAUGUAUAAGGGAUUCAUAAUAAUCAUAUCAUACAGCCAAUCUCCUUUUCUCAUUAAAUGUGUACAUUAAAAAAAUAAAUGUUGCUGAUUAUGAUUGGACUCAGUCUGUAGAUUUAUUUAUGCUGCUUACAAAUAAAAAGCUUGAAUUAUUACAAA
This is a messenger RNA of Silurus meridionalis, 3922 nucleotides long. Its product is annotated as TRPM8 channel-associated factor homolog. The record is from RefSeq and is a predicted model, not a curated record. The transcript has 11 exons. The coding region runs from base 708 to 3458 and encodes 916 amino acids. NCBI's taxonomy places the organism in Eukaryota, Metazoa, Chordata, Actinopteri, Siluriformes, Siluridae.